Messenger RNA from Vigna unguiculata (cowpea), 3677 nucleotides. Its product is annotated as receptor-like protein EIX2. Gene Ontology annotation, molecular function: protein binding. The record is from RefSeq and is a predicted model, not a curated record. NCBI's taxonomy places the organism in Eukaryota, Viridiplantae, Streptophyta, Magnoliopsida, Fabales, Fabaceae.
AGUGCUCAAGUCACCAAUACCAAUCCAGUUUUAGAACUCAGCAUUUUAUCUAUCAAUUUUUGUGUGUGAUGAUAACGCCCACAACAACGACAAUGAAGAAUCCAGUUGGUUUAAGAUUGAUGAUGUUUAUGGUGUGUGUGGUGUCGCAGGUUGUUCAUGGUGAACAGAAAAUGAGAUGCAUUCCAAAGGAGAGGGAAGCACUGCUUCAAUUCAAGGCUGCCAUUGUUGAUGACUUCGGCAUGCUCUCUUCUUGGACCACUCCUCACUGCUGCCAAUGGGAGGGGAUUCGCUGCACCAACCUCACCUCCCAUAUUAUAGACCUCCACCUUCCCGGUGGGUUUCUUGACGAAUAUUUCCAUUAUGAAUAUAAAUAUAUGAGCGGAGAGAUCCACAAGUCGUUGAUGGAGUUGCCACAAUUACAAUAUUUGAACCUCAGUUUCAAUUAUUUUCGAUAUCAAAGAAUCCCAGAGUUUCUUGGUUCUCUCAAAAACUUGAAAUACCUUGAUCUGUCGUUUUGUGAUUUUGGUGGAGAAAUUCCAAGGCAGUUAGGCUCUCUUUCUCGUUUGAAAUACUUAAGUCUUGCUUGGAAUUUUCUGAACGGUUCAAUUCCUCGUGAGUUUGAAAAUCUCUCCCAGUUGCAACAUCUUGAUCUUGGGGACAAUUAUCUUGAAGGAAAUAUACCAUCUUAUCUUGGAAAUCUCUCCCAAUUACAACAUCUUGGUCUCAACUGCUAUAAUUUUGAAGGAAAUAUACCGUCCGAACUUGGAAAUCUCACCAAGUUGGAACAGCUCUAUCUUGGAGGAGAAGGUAUAAAAAUUGAAGAUGGAGGUCAGUGGCUCUCAAAUCUCCCUUUUUUAACCCAUUUUUCCUUGAUAGGUGUAUCGAUUCUUGAUCGUUCUAAUAAUUGGCUGCAAGUGAUUGCCAAGCUACCCAAACUAAGACAACUAAGUUUAGUUGAUGGUAGCCUUUCCGAUCAUUUCAUUCUCUCAUCCAAACCGUCUAAGUUCAAUUCUUCUACUUCCCUCUCUGUCCUUGAUCUUAGUUGGAACACCUUAACGUCACCAUUGGUAUUCCAGUGGGUGUCAAACAUCACUUCCAACCUUGUUGACCUUAACCUUCAUGGUAACCUCUUGGAAAGUUCCACAUCAAGUCAUUUUGGCACGCUCAAGAAUUCGCUUAGGCAUCUUGACCUCUCUGAUAAUAAUUUCAAGGUCAUGGAUUUUAAAUCUUUCACAAAUAUAUGCACCUUACAAUCUCUAAACAUGGCUGAAAACUAUUUGCCUGGACACCUUCCCUACAUUCUUGGUAAUUUGUCCAGUGGUUGCAUUAAACACUCAUUGCAAGAUUUGAAUCUGGGAUAUAAUCAGAUCACUGGCACUUUGACUGACAUUUCGGUAUUCUCCUCUUUGAAAACACUAUUUCUUGAUAGAAAUCGGUUAAGUGGAAGGAUACCGGAAGGUGUGAAGUUACCAUCUACUUUGGAGAGUUUGUCAAUCCACUCAAGUUCAUUAGAAGGUGGAAUUCCAAAAUCAUUUGGGGAUGCAUGUUCAUUACUCUCCGUGGACAUGUCCGAUAAUAACUUAAGUGAUGAGCUUCCGAUGAUAAUUUCUCACUUGUCUGGAUGUGCUAGAUAUUCAUUGGAACAAUUAAGUCUAAGCUAUAAUCAAAUCAAUGGCACCUUACCCGACUUCUCCAUAUUCACAUCUAUGAAAACAUUAUAUCUUAACCGGAAUAAGAUAAAUGGAGAGAUUCCUAAGGAGAUUCAAUUUCCACCUACAUUGGAGUGCCUCAACAUGAAUUCAAAUUCUUUAAAGGGUGUGUUGACUGACUACCACUUUGCUAAUAUGUCUAAGUUACAACACUUGGACUUAUCUCACAACUCAUUGCGCUUGGCAUUUACCCAAAAUUGGGUCCCACCUUUUCAAUUGUUAACAAUAGAAUUGGGAUCUUGCAAGCUAGGUCCAACAUUUCCCAAAUGGUUGGAGUCGCAAGAAAAAUUUGUUAAUAUUGACAUUUCAAAUGCUACAAUAUCAGAUAUUAUUCCUGAAUGGUUUUGGGCUAAAUUACCUCUACAAAAAGUGAUGAGAAUGGAUAUUUCAAACAAUAAUCUACAAGGUACAAUUCCAAAUGUUUCAUCAACAUAUGUUUCUACAUUCAUGUUCCUUGGAUCAAAUCAAUUUGAAGGUUCUAUUCCUCUGUUUCUACGGAAUUCUCAAAUUCUUGAUUUAUCAAAAAAUAAAUUUUCAAAUCAUCUUUCAUUUUUAUGUGGAGAUGGUACAAUUUCAAUUCAAAACCAAUUAGACAUUUCAUAUAAUCAUUUAUCUGGAGAUAUCCCAGAUUGUUGGAGACAAAUGAGCUCACUAAUUUAUUUAGAUUUGAGUCAUAAUAACUUUUCAGGAAAAAUUCCUACUUCAGUGGGAUGGCUUCUUAAUCUUGAAGCAUUGUUGUUGAGUAACAACAAUUUAGUAGAAGGAAUCCCUUUGUCCAUAAGAAAUUGCACAAAGCUAAUAAUGGUUGAUAUGUCAGAAAACAAAUUAUCAGGAUCUAUCCCUGAUUGGAUUGGAACAAAAGAAGAUUUGAAAUUUUUAAGUUUGAGAAAGAAUCAAUUCUUUGGGAGUUUACCAUUUAAGGUUUGUUGUCUAAGAAACCUUCAUCUCUUAGAUCUCUCAAUAAACAACUUAUCUGGAAAAAUUCCUAAAUGCAUAAACAACCUUACUUCAAUGGUUAAAUUAACAUCUUCCAUAUAUUAUGAAAGUCAUUCAUAUUGGUUUAACCAUAGCAUGUCAUUUGAUUCAAAUGCAUGGUUGACAUGGAAAGGUUCAAAACAUAUUUUUAUGAAUGAAGGUUUGUCACUUUUAAAAAGCAUUGAUCUCUCAAGUAAUCAUUUCUCAGAAGAAAUUCCUAUAGAAAUAGAGAAAUUAAGUGGAUUGAUUUCAUUGAAUUUAUCGAGAAACAAUUUGAUUGGAAAAAUUCCUUCAAACAUUGGAAAGUUAACAUCACUUGAUUCUCUUGAUUUGUCAAGAAACCUACUUGUUGGUUCAAUUCCUCCAAGUCUUGCUCAAAUUUAUGGACUUGGUGUGCUAGAUCUAUCACAUAACCAUCUAAUUGGAGAAAUCCCAACAGGUACACAAUUACAAAGUUUUAGUACAUCCACUUAUGAAGAUAAUCUUGAUCUUUGUGGACCACCACUUGAGAAAUUAUGUAUUGAAGGUGGGUCAACACAAGAACCAAAUAUUAAAGUUCAUAAAGAUAAAGAUGAAUAUUCGUUGUUCAAUAAUGACUUUUUUAUAAGUAUGGCAAUUGGAUUUAUUAUAAGCUUUUGGAUGGUAUUUGGCUCACUCUUAUUGAAACGUUCAUGGCAACGUGCAUAUUUCAACUUCUUAAAUAAUUUAGAAGACAAUGUUCAUGUCAAGAUAGCAAUCUUUGCUAGAGUGCUUAAGCUCGAGAAAGAUUAGCAGGCACUUGGAAUCCAUCCUCUUGUACGACUCCAUCUUUCAAGGCAAUGGUUUCUUCAAAUUCCCUUAGUAUGCUGAUAAAAAACAUCUUCACUGUCAAUUGGAAACUAUAGUCUGCAUGUUCUUAUUGUUUGAAGUUUUACUUUUUAUUAAAUUAUAAACGUCAUUAAGCAUUGUGCUUUGUAGUGAAAUAUAAAUUAUCAUACAUUUUAUUAAUAAUUC